ACCCAACCUAUCCCUUAUUUCUUGACCCCCAUCCACAAAACCACAAAUAUCUUAAUCCUCUUCCCAAACAGUCCCUUUCACCUCUUUUGGCAUUCGUCGACUCCGCCAUCUCCCCAGAACCAAAUCAUCAUCAUCAUUAUCUUACAGCUUCUUCAAUCCAACUUCGUCAAAACCCAAAUCUCCACAAUACUUCACAUUCCAUAUCUUCUUCAAUCGAACCCUACCUACAUUGUUCUUCAUUUUCCCUAUUAUUAAUCCAACAACAAGAAGCUCAAGAUUAAGCCUUUCUCUUCAUUCUCAAUCGAAGCAUCAUGAUCUUUUCCAGGAUUGGCCGUUCUUUGUCUCAAUCAUCUCGCGCAAGAAAUGUGAUAAGUGGAGGUAAUGGUGCAAGAUCGGCUCUUACCAACGGAGCUUUCAUUCGAGCUCCGUAUGUGGAUAGGGAUAUUAGUCGAUUUGAUGAUAAACUAGGGUUUUUAAGGGGCUAUUUAACUUCAAUAGGUGCUAACAAGGGCACUUUGUCGAAGCCGUAUUUAUCUGAUUUGAAUUACCUCCUUGCGAACCCUAGACUUCGUAGAUUUUUCUCAAGUGAAGCUCCCAAAAAGAAGAACUAUGAGAAUUUCUAUCCCAAGGAUAAAAAGGAAAUCCCAAAAGGAAAGGAGCAAAAAUCCGAAUCCAAAGAGGAUGCAAACACAGGUGAUCAUGGCAGUUUUCAGGAAGCUUUCUUGAAGCAAUUUCAAAAUCUUAUCACCCCUAUAUUAGUGAUUGGGCUGUUUCUUUCAUCAUUUUCAUUUGGUCCUCGUGAGCAACAACAGAUUAGUUUCCAAGAGUUCAAAAACAAGCUCCUGGAACCAGGUUUAGUAGACCAUGUAGUUGUUUCGAAUAAAUCAGUUGCGAAAGUGUAUGUAAGGAGCUCACCACGCAAUCAAACAAGCAAUGAUGUCGUAGAGGGACCAGUUGUCCAAGGACCUGCUGAUCCAAGCAAGAGCCAAUAUAAAUAUUAUUUCAAUAUUGGAAGUGUUGAAUCUUUUGAGGAGAAGUUGGAGGAAGCCCAGGAAGCUUUGGGGAUAGAUCCUCAUGAUUAUGUUCCUGUUACAUAUACUUCUGAAAUGGUUUGGUACCAAGAGUUGAUGAGGUUUGCACCGACACUCUUGCUUCUAGGAAGCCUUUGGUUCAUGGGGCGGAGAAUGCAAGGCGGAAUAGGCGUUGGAGGUAGUGGUGGAAAGGGUGCCCGUGGAAUAUUCAAUAUAGGAAAAGCCCACGUUACAAAAGUGGAUAAGAAUGCAAAAAACAAGGUCUAUUUCAAAGAUGUUGCUGGCUGUGACGAAGCUAAGCAGGAAAUCAUGGAGUUUGUUCACUUCCUCAAGAACCCUAAAAAAUAUGAGGAACUGGGGGCAAAAAUUCCAAAAGGUGCUCUUUUAGUAGGUCCUCCAGGCACCGGUAAAACUCUUUUGGCAAAAGCAACUGCUGGGGAAUCUGGUGUGCCUUUCCUUUCCAUUUCGGGAUCAGAUUUCAUGGAGAUGUUUGUUGGUGUUGGAUCAUCUAGGGUCAGAAACUUGUUUCAAGAAGCGAGGCAGUGUGCACCUAGUAUAAUAUUCAUUGAUGAGAUAGAUGCUAUUGGUCGAGCAAGGGGACGCGGGGGCCUCUCAGGUGCCAAUGAUGAGCGUGAAAGUACUCUAAACCAGUUGCUUGUAGAAAUGGAUGGAUUCGGAACCACUGCUGGAGUUGUUGUGCUUGCUGGCACAAAUAGGCCUGAUAUUUUAGAUAAAGCUCUGUUAAGGCCUGGUCGAUUUGAUCGACAAAUUACCAUUGAUAAACCUGAUAUCAAAGGCCGUGAACAGAUUUUUCAGAUUUAUUUGAAGAAGCUCAAACUUGAUAAUGAACCGUCAUAUUACUCGCAGAGACUUGCAGCCCUCACUCCUGGAUUUGCAGGUGCAGAUAUUGCAAAUGUUUGUAAUGAGGCUGCAUUAGUUGCUGCAAGGAAUGAGGGAACACAGGUCACAAUGGAACACUUUGAGGCAGCUAUAGAUAGGAUCAUUGGUGGUCUGGAGAAGAAGAACAAGGUGAUAAGCAAGCUUGAACGCAGAACUGUAGCUUACCAUGAAGCAGGUCAUGCUAUUGCUGGCUGGUUUUUGGAGCAUACAGAACCCUUGUUGAAGGUGACCAUAGUUCCUCGUGGUACUGCAGCACUUGGGUUUGCCCAAUAUGUUCCGAAUGAAAAUCUUCUCAUGACAAAGGAGCAGCUUUUUGACAUGACAUGUAUGACUCUUGGUGGUCGGGCAGCUGAACAGGUUUUGUUGGGGAAAAUUUCGACUGGAGCCCAAAACGACUUGGAGAAAGUGACAAAAAUGACAUAUGCCCAAGUAGCAGUUUAUGGCUUCAGUGAAAAGGUGGGUCUCCUCUCCUUCCCCCAAAGGGAUGAUGGAUUUGAGAUGAACAAGCCUUACAGCAGCAAGAUGGGGGCAAUUAUUGACGGUGAAGUGCGAGAGUGGGUGGCCAAGGCAUAUGAAUCCACGAUGCAAUUGAUAGAGAAACACAAAGAGCAAGUUGCUCAGAUUGCUGAGCUGUUGCUGGAAAAAGAAGUCCUUCACCAAGAUGAUUUGCUCCAAGUUCUGGGUGAAAGGCCAUUCAAAUCAAGUGAGAUGACAAAUUAUGAGAGAUUUAAGCUAGGGUUUCAAGAGGAAGGUGAAAAGGGAGGACAGACCGUGGAGGGUGAGAGCACUGAAAAUGAUGAGUCAUCACCCCUCGAGCCAGAGGUUGUCCCAACAUAACUUUUGGGGAUCCAGAGGUUGUAUAUGAAAUUAAAUGAAUUCCCUUUCUUACCAUUUUGUCAUUAGAUUUUUUGAAGUUGAUGCGUAUCGUAGUUUAUUAUCCCGUGAUUAAUACUCCCACUGACAUCUGACAACAUUGUAAUGUAGCAAAGAACUUAGACAGGGCAUCUUAUGGUGCAGUUGUUGGAGUAAACACAUCGGGGUGAGAUAGAAUAAGUUAAAAAGGAAAGAAAAGGAGGUGAUGUAAAUUGAUUGUGACCUUAAUUUUAAAGGUGGUGAUCUGAUUCUGAUAUACAAGAUUGUGACUCCAAAUUUUAAAAGCAUUUUUGAUUUAUUUGAUAA
Molecule: messenger RNA, 3110 nt
Organism: Camellia sinensis
Lineage: Eukaryota; Viridiplantae; Streptophyta; Magnoliopsida; Ericales; Theaceae
Product: ATP-dependent zinc metalloprotease FTSH 10, mitochondrial
Biological process (GO): mitochondrial protein processing
Cellular component (GO): chloroplast thylakoid membrane; m-AAA complex
Molecular function (GO): zinc ion binding; ATP hydrolysis activity; metalloendopeptidase activity
Source: RefSeq, a predicted model, not a curated record